This is a messenger RNA of Podarcis lilfordi (Lilford's wall lizard), 6949 nucleotides long. The record is from the annotation of a GenBank genome assembly. NCBI's taxonomy places the organism in Eukaryota, Metazoa, Chordata, Lepidosauria, Squamata, Lacertidae.
GCCUAGACCACACACAGCUGGAGCCUUUGACGCUUUGCGCGCGUACCCACGCAAGACGCACCUGACGCAGCAGCAACCACGCGUGCGCAGCAGCGGACGCCUCUCCGGCUUGGAAUCAGACACUCUCCCGCCCAACCCCUGUUCCCUCUUCAGACCGGAAGUGGCGCGUGCGUCUGCCUUUGACGCGCCCGACGCGUCCCCGGAGCCGAAGCGGAAGCGGAAGCGACCCGGAGAAGUUGCUCUGCCUCACGCUUGGCAGUCACGCGACCUGGUAAAGGGGAGGGGGAAGGAGCUCGCUUAAAGGGAGGGCGGCCGUUAAAGGCGUUGAACCCGGAAGAAAGCGGAGGUGCGUAUGGGGAAAGGGGGACCCGACAGUUAAGAGGCCGUCGGGAGACCUGCAAGGGGGAAGGUGGGAGGGAAGGCAGGAAGGCGCCGGGUGUUGACCCUCGCUUGUCGCUGUGGGACCAACAAGUGGGUUGCUGUCAUUAUUAUUAAUUAUUAGGGUACGCUUACUUCAUUCCGUACGCAAAAGAAGGAGUGGCGAUAUAUAAUAAUAAUAAUAAUAAUAAUAAUAAUAAUAAUAAUAAUUUAUUAUUUGUACCCCGCCCAUUUGCCUGGGUUUCCCCGGCCACUCUGGGCGGCUUCCAACAAAGAUUAAAAAUACAUUAAAAUGUCACACAUUAAAAACUUCCCUGUCUUCUCCCUUUCCUAAUAAUUUCGGAGCUGAAGCCGAGAGCCAUCGGCCCUUGUUUCCUCAACUGGGUUUGGGCGGCGACGGCUGGAAGUUUCUGGCUCCGUCGGGCUUCUGUGCCAACUUGAAUACAAUACUGGGAGGGGGGCUGGGCAGGUAAACCCCCCACCUCGCGUUUUCGAUCACACCAUUUGAAUGGCAAUGCCCGUCGAGGGGGCCCGACCCCUUCACAUACAGUAUUUGACUGAGGGGGCUGAAGGGACCUCUGCCCUAGAAGAGUCGGCUCCUAUGCAGGGAGAUAAUGAUGGCGCUCCCUCUCCCCACCCCCAAUAUAUAAGUACCAAAUGGUGUGUAUUUGGUACAUUUUUGCUUUCGCCUUUUUGUCUUUGCGUGGGCGUCUUGGGAGAGUCACAGCCCCACCUUGGUAGACCGCGGUAAGAUACUGCUGGUGUUGUAUCACCAUUGAUACUUGAAAGAGAGAUAGAUUUUGGUUUUGAUUUCUUAUUGCUGGUGGUGCACAUGACUCCCACAUAAGCCGCAGGAGCACACGUUCAUGAUUAUGAUUAUUAUCCUUUCACCUGCAGGUUCCAGGGCAGGUUAUGACAAUUUAGAAUUAAAAACAGCUAAAGCAGAUUACAAUCACAAGAAUGGGGUAGGUCAAAGGGUACGUGGCGAAGCAGAGGAGGUCUAAAGGAAAUGACUGAACUUAUCUCCAGCAACUGAAGGGCGGAUCUAUCUUAAGGUUGCAAAAUUAGGAAAUAUAGUAUAUGUAUUCUGCAAUGUAAUGUAAAGCACUGAGUCAUUUCAAAGGAAGAGUAGCUAUUGCUCUUUUAGCCCAGAUAUUUCUGCAACCUGAUAGCCUUCCCCCCCACCAGAUGGGGUCAAUUCAGUUAAGCCCAUGUAUAAACUCUUCCGCACCACUGGACUUUUCAUCCAGCCCAACAUUAUCUCCCACCAACCCCUUUGGGGUGGGGUUUAGCAUUUGCCUGAAGAAGGGUUCAUUUUUUAGUUAUUCACUUUUAAGUUGUUCCAAAUAAAGGCUUUGGGUAAUAGUCAACUAAGUUUUACUUAGAAUAGGCCCAUUGAAAUCAGUGGACUUAAUAAUGUAAAUUACUUUCAGUGGGUCUGAGUAAAACUUUGUGCCACACAUACUCUUGGUAUUUGAAUUGGUUCCCCUAGUGGAUCAGCACGGUAAGCCUGGGUUUUUCUUUUCUUUUUGUGUGGGAGGGGGCCGUUGCAGUCCUGUAACUCUGUACGUUUUGUAUUCUUGUCUGGCUUUUGUUUAUCAUUCAGAAGGGGUUCCAAUUACAAUAUAGACUUUCCUCCUCCUGUGUCUAUAGGAUCCCUGUAGUAUAGUACAUUUGCACUCCAGACAAAUAAGUGGGUAAACCUCGUUACGCUUUUUGGGAGAGUUGUUCUGUUGUCUAAAAAGCCAUGGUCCCAUGCCUGGGUGUCGGGCUUCACAGAUUUGGCAUGUCACAGGUUGGAAAUGCUAUGGGUUGACAUUUCCCAAUAGCAACUCUGCAUUGAAUGACUUUGAGAACAAGCUGUGAGUGCUAAGUGGAGCAGGGGUGGUGUAGUAGAAACUUGUUCUCUGCUAUAUUCACAUAGAAGGGCAAAUUGUUUUGUCACAAAACAUGCAACUUUUUCCCCCCAAAGGGUUUGGACUGUUCAUUUGAACACUUCUGACAACAUGGCGGAUGUAAGUAUAAUUAGCACUAUAAUGCACAUUUUGAAGUGGCUUGUUGAAUGUGACAGAGAGCUGUGUACCAAAGUAUUAUGCCUAAAAGAGUGGCCAUUUCCCCUGCUUUCAGGGACAGCUUAUGGUGUAAUGGAGGUUUCCAGUGAGUGAUUAUGAGUGUGAAUGGAAGACGUAGUUAAUUCUCCAGUACAUGACCUCUUAAUGUGUGCUGUAAGUGACUAAGGUAAACAGUUUCCUUUUCUUUCCUCUUCUAGGAAUUGAAAAGGUUCCUGUACAAAAAGCUCCCAAGGUAAGGUACCUAUGUAGAUUUACAUUCUGAACUUUUGAGUUUCACAUAUCAGGAAACCUGUGUUGAAAUUUCAAACCCAGUGCUAAACCUGUUCUCUAAGUGGGAGUUGGGAAUAAUUCUCAUUUAUCUCAGAGCAAUGUCCUGAGUCAGUAAUGCUUAUGGAGUCAGCCUUAGUAGGAUUUAAUGUGUUCUAUGAAUACUGUACCUUGAAAAAUUGUUGCUUUCAGGUACCUAAUUGGAAAGUGUUGGGGGGUGGGAGCUGUGUCCCUCCACUUAUUGAGGAACUUCAUACUGGGGGCUGUAGGAUAUUGCAUGGAGGUACACAGCUUAAGUCAGGGAAACUUGCAACACAUACCAACCAUGUUAGCAAGAGACUUCUGUUCUCGCCCCCGCUCUCUCACACACACGUGUCUGUGGCUCCCAGCCUUGAUUUAGUAACCUAAUAAUUAGGUAACCUAAUAUUAAAUGGUUCCAAAGUUUUGACACUACAAGCCGAGACAUAAUGCUUCAUUAGCCUUUUAUCAUCCUUUCUCCAAGUAGAAUAUAUGCAUCUGCUUAGCUUCAAAGUUUGGUCUGUAUUUCCCAUCAAAUUCUUUUUUGGACCAAGAAUGGGAAUAAUUUUCUGAACCUUUAAAUUCUUCAAAGGGGUUUGAGAAUGUUGUGGGUUUUGAUUGAGGCAUUAAUACAGUGCUGUAAUUGUUAAAUUGCAGGUUGUAAUUGUUAAAAAUGAUUAAUUGAUUAGCUGAGUAAGGCUAAAAAAAGAUGCAGGUGGCACCAUCAAUGUGAAAUAGUUGACAGUAUUUCUGGUUAGGUUGCUAAAAAUUCUACCUCUUUUACUUUUCCAGUGUUGAGGGACUCCAUGCUAUUGUAGUGUCAGACAGAGAUGGUGUACCUGUUAUCAAAGGUAAGAGAUAACCUGUGUAUUUAUCUGGAUAGGAAAUUUGCAUCAAUUUAAUGGAAAUAUAAAAUCCUUGUUUGCUCAAAAGCAAGACGUUUCCUCCUACUUUGAAAUAGACAAAAACAUGAAAUCAUUUUCACCUUUUAAACUUUUCCCUUGUGCAUCCUGAUUCCUAAGGAGAAAUUUUAAAUAUAACUAGGCACACAUAUCCACUCCCUGUCACCCUAGUCUUCUGUUGGCUUCUAGUGUAGACACGAGUCAGCAGAGAUCGCAGUGCCUAUUCGUCAGCUGUGAUGCACUUUCCUGGAUAGAAUAAGUGGAAGAAAAGAAUACUGUUUGAGGAAGCUGUAUGUGUAAACCACUUUCUUGGUGCUUUGGUAAUGGUGUGAGCUGGUUUCCUUCCGAGUUACAUUAGAAGAAAAAGCUGCAUUCAGGGCUGUGUGCACUCAGUCCUCAAAACUGCAGUCUUCAUUGCCAUACUGUACUGCAUUAAACAGUGUAAAAUGGCAAAUAGUUGCUUGAUGUUUACAUGCUUUGUAUAUUUGUGCCUUUACAAAUAUAGUUGGACUAUAACUUCCAUCAUCCCUGACCAUUAGCCAGUGGUGUGGGAUAAUGGGAGUUGUAGUCCAACAUCUUAUUGGGCCCCAAGCUUCAAAAAGGCUGGUAUAUUGCUUGAUGAUUUAAUUUGUAUACUGCCUUCAAUUCUAUUAUGGGGUAGGGAGUGGGGGAGGUACGGUUUAGGCAAGGAAAGGAGGAAUAUCGGAUUUGCUCUUGGGUAGUUAGAAGAGACGGAGUUCAGGAAAUUCUGCCUGAAGCAGAUGAUGGAUAGUUGACCUUGGAGGGCACUUUAACUCCACUUGCUGAGCAUUAGGAACCCACUUGAACACACCUUGGCUUUGUCAACAAGUUCUUUCACAGUCAUGACUAUUGACUAUUUUUCUUUAAAAAAUGUUAAUUGUGCCAUAGUAUUGCAAGAUCUUUUGGAAUUGCACUGUGCUUCAAUCUCACUACACUUGCGAGGACUAGUCCCUUGAGUUUGUGCUGCUGGUUCAACUAACAAAAUGCCUGUUAUCUGUGCAAAAUGUGUCUGUUACAAUAUUUGGAGACUGGCUAUAGAGUGUCCUCUUAUUCUAGUUGCCAACGAUAAUGCUCCAGAGCAUGCUCUUCGACCGGGUUUCUUGUCAACUUUUGCACUCGCAACAGACCAGGGCAGCAAGCUUGGGCUUUCAAAAAACAAAAGCAUCAUUUGUUACUACAACACAUAUCAGGUAAGAUGUAUUGUCUUCCUUCCAGAAUUGGCGGAUGAAUGGAUUUUGCAAGUAAUGUAAUGAAGCAUUGUAUUGGAAUGGGAGGAGUGGUGUUCUGUUUCAGCAAGCAAUCUGCUUGUGCCUAGCUGUUUUGGCCAAUAUCAUAAUCUGGCAGGAUGUUUCCUUCACCUUUUUAAUUAGUCUAGAAAAUUAUUGUUAACAGCACUACAUUGCUGAUGCAUUGUGUGCCAGUGUCUUGUAAAAAUCUAUUCUCAUCCUUACCCCACCAAUGGCUGCCAGUAAUGUUGUGUAAAGUUGGGCUCCAACUGCCAUCAGCCCCAGGCAACAUGGCCAAUGGUCAGAGCUGAUAGGAGUUCCGCAACAAAUGGAACCUGGUUAGAACCAUAAGAGGCUAGUGAACUGCGUGCCAGAAAACAUUUACUGUGUGCUGGAUUUUGAAAUGAAAUGUCUUUCUUCUUGUAGGUGGUUCAGUUCAACAGGUUGCCUUUGGUUGUGAGUUUCAUCGCUAGCAGCAAUGCCAACACAGGUACGUCUUCAGGACUGAGAGGCUUUGCUGCCUUCAGCACCCAUACUGCUAGAUUUAAGUUGUAAUAUGUGGGUACACUUGUGGUUUUUCAAAAUGCUAAGUACUUAAAAGAAAAAGGCCAGUUGCAUGAAAUUGGCAGGCAGUUCCUCUCCAACUCCCAAGUUGUGGAUAAUAUGAUAGAAGCAGAGCCGUACAACAAAAGUCACAGUGACAAGACAGCUCAGCUCCACUAGUCCCCUCACCUUGAAAAAGCCACGUGAGAUUUUCCUAGGGCAGGGGAUGGGCCAACUGGGAGCAAGGCAUCCCUCUUUCUCUCUUCCUCCUUGCCCUGUGGACUGUGUGGGAGUGGGGAGGGACAGUUUGCCCAUGCCAGAGGUCUAGGUUUCCCCCACCUGCAUAAAAUUAUGCAGGAACACAGGUUCUCGACUCCUGUUAAGGGAUGGUUCAGCAGAGGUGAUUGUGUAUACUGCUGCUUUGGCGCAAGGAGCAGAGUGUGGUUUCAGCACGUGAGCAAAGGGAAUGAAAGCUCUUAUGGGCCAGAUCCUGUGUUGCCUCUGCAAGUAUCUAGUUUAUAGUCAGUGGCAGUGAGAAUGUCUUGCUCCUGUGCCAAAAUGUUGGCAUGAAGUCCAGCUUCCCCAAAUAAUGUAUAGACAGGUUAUCAGUUCAUGUUUACAAAUGGAUCCCUCUAGUAUGAUAUAUAAACUUUGUUUUUCUCUCUCUUCCCUUCCUACUUUAUAUAUAUGUUUGUGUAGGGCUGAUCGUAAGCUUGGAAAAAGAGCUUGCUCCCUUAUUUGAAGAGCUAUGGCAAGUAGUGGAAGUCUCUUAACCUGGCACUUUAUCUCCAGAGUGAAGCAUCUCUUGAAUGCUGGACAGGAAAGAUUGAUUUCUUUUUUCCAACUCACUGCCGUGUAACAAAUGUCUUGGAGCAAAUGCUACUUUGUCUUGUUUUAAAUAAUUUAAACAAGUUGCAUAUAGAGCAAAAUGUAGAAUACGAUGGGGAGAAGGGGGUUCGGGCUGCAGGUGCAUUUGUUAAAACUACAGGGUAUUGUGGAGACCAGCUGAUGACUCCCAUGGAGUUAACUUCAGGCAUGCAUAAUAUAUUUCAUAAGAAAAAAAUACUGUUCAGAAUUGGCUACCCCCAGCUCACUUGCUGUACGAGUAAUGGGUGUGCCUGUCUUUGAACUACCACUAUAUGAACAGUGCAAAAAUACGUUUUCCUUUCCCAUUCUUGCAAUGAAGACUUCCUAAUAUUUGCUCACAUUUUGCAUCAAUGCUAGAAAAGCUUCCCCUCACAAUCAGUGACUCAUGGUUUGUUUGGAUAGAGAAAUACUAAUAGCCUGGAAGCUUUUUUAAAAAAACAGGUACAUGCUAGUUCUCUUCAAUACUGCUACAGCUGAGCUCUUACAGAGAUCGCAUCAAUCAGUGUUCUUUUUGCAUACGUAUUUGUAAAACAGAAGGAUGAAAUUUCUUGUUUUAUCCCAUUUCUAUUUAAGUUCAUGUAAUUAUGUUGCUUUGCUGCUUCAUCUUACCUUUUUGCAUGUCCCUAAACAGAUUGAAAUAAAAGUGUGAAUAAGA